UCUGGUGGUCCAUAUGGAUUUCCCGAAAUGAGAGUAUUUAAGUAUGCUAGUAAGGAAAGAAAUCUGUUCAUUAACCAGGUCGAUAAAACAGUUGAAUUUAUUAUUAAUUAUUCAAAAAACAAAUCCCAUAUUCCUAUAUGUAAGGUCGUCGAUGAAUUGACUUCAGACUAUAUUAUAUACGCUAUUAUGGUUAUAUCUCCAAUUAUCCGUACGCAUAAUCAUAAGAUGAAUUACCUUAUGAAACGUGAUUUACUAUAUGAAAUAAGUUCAGAUAGUGACUUGAAUCGAAAUGAUAUUGGUAUCACACCUCAACAAAAUCUAGAUGAUAAAGAAAUCACAUCUCAAAUUCUAGAUUCUUAUUUAUUUGCCGAUCCCAUUACAAGAAAUUUGAUUGGCAAUAUUAAGUUUGAUUUCCUUUUUAAACAUUAUCCUUCAUACGAACUUGAAGACUUACUCUUUAAUUUUAGGGCCUUAAGGCAGGCAAUUAUUGAUAUUCAGAGAUAUCAGUUAGGUGUUGAUGAUGCUGAUAUGCGUAUUAACCCUGCAGUUGCAAGACGAUCUGGUCAUUCUUUGUUGACAGACAUCUAG
This is a messenger RNA of Vanderwaltozyma polyspora DSM 70294, 588 nucleotides long. RefSeq lists its product as uncharacterized. NCBI's taxonomy places the organism in Eukaryota, Fungi, Ascomycota, Saccharomycetes, Saccharomycetales, Saccharomycetaceae. The annotation marks the transcript as partial. The transcript has a single exon. The record is from RefSeq and is a predicted model, not a curated record.